Messenger RNA from Alligator sinensis (Chinese alligator), 1950 nucleotides. RefSeq names its product reeler domain containing 1 (gene REELD1). Gene Ontology annotation, molecular function: oxidoreductase activity, acting on metal ions. The record is from RefSeq and is a predicted model, not a curated record. Lineage: Eukaryota; Metazoa; Chordata; Crocodylia; Alligatoridae. The transcript has 7 exons. Bases 258 to 1901 code for a protein of 547 amino acids.
GAAAAAAAACCAGAGUGGAGCGGGUAGGAUAUGAGGAGGAAAACUAAUAUGAUUAAGGCUGGGUUUGGACACUGAUGGCAAGUUCCUGUAAGUGCUGAGCAUUAGUAGUAACAGCUGUUGCACUUCUCAUUAGAGGAGAAGUUGAAGAACUUUUCUUAAAGGAUGUUUCUUUGGCAGGCUGAGGGGGAAACAAUCGCAGUGAGCCUGAAGGAAUACAUGUCCCAAGAAUAUAAUGCCUGAUGUUUUAAUAACACAAGAUGGAAGAUGGAAUGAGCGUCCAGACAGCUCUCGUUGGAUGGGCAUGCACAACCUUGUGCUUGGUUUCAUACACUGCUGCCUUCUCCCACGGUGCAAGCCUUUCUGCCUGUGCUGACAUGACGCCCAAACAUAUCAGAGCGCAGCUUCAGAACCCCAGGAAUAACUAUAUCACCAUCCACACCAACAUGUCCUCCUACUUUCCAGGUGAUAAGGUACCAGUGACAGUGAGGAGCACUCGAGAUUUCAUGGGCUUUUUGCUCCAAGCUCGCAGGGUGUCUAAUGAUCAAAUUGCUGGCACUUUUGUUGUAAUUCCUCCUGGUUCCAAACUGCUGAUGUGUUUUGAAGAUGGCGAUACUGUUACCCACUCUGACAAGUCACUGAAGAGAAACUUGUCCUUUGUGUGGAAGGCACCAGACCACCCCAUUGGAGACAUCAAAUUUUUUUUGUCCGUAGUCCAGUCAUAUUUUGUUUACUGGGCAAGGAUUGAAUCUGCUAUUAUUCGUCACCAAAUACAAAAUCAAACAACCUCUAAUAGUAGGAAGGAAGCCAGUAUUAUAACACCAACCCCGCUGCAGAAACCUACUGAUCCACAAAUAGCAGAUACAGAAGAUAAAGGUUCCUCUUCUCUCCAGGCUGUCACCAGUUUUACCCUGUAUGCAAAAUUUGUGCCUGGCAGAGUGACUAGGAUGGCAGUGACAAAAAUACUGGAGACUGUUUUUGGAGAUGAACAAGAUGCAGAACUUCUUGGUAAUGACAGACAACUGUCCGAGCCUCCUAUGGAGUCAGCUGCCUUGAGUGUCAGCCACAGCCACGGAGGAAGACAAGGCAACAGAAGCAACACUUUCGAGGUUCAGGGACUGGAACCAUCACUUGAGCUGCAAGAGCUAGACAUGGCAAAUGCCCUGAGAAGUUUCAUUUUACAGGAUUAUACCUCCAGCCACAUCACACAUGAUGGAACACAAAGCAUCUCAAGUACUGCUACAGCACAGCCGUGUUUGACAUGUGAGGAAGAUGUACAGGAGGAUCCUGGGAACCUGGCUAUCACACAACCUGUGUUGCAUAUUACAGCUCCCCUCUCUCCUUGGAGUUUGACCACUGAGUCCGUGGCAGUCACUGGUAGCAUGUCACAACCUAAAGAUGACUUGGAUGCCUCCAGCAGCUUAUCAUCAGCUUCUAGGCAGAUUGUGGAAAGAAAGUCAGUGGUGCAAGAAACUUUAGCAAACUUCUUUGAUGUUUCCCAUUCAGAAGAUGCAGAGUCUAGAAAGGAGGAUGACGACAUAGGGGAGAUUGCUAGAAAUCCACUUCCAUUGGUGACAAGGCCAGUACCUAAAGCUGCUGUUCCUGGGAAAGGAGAGCACCUUACCAGAGGGACACAGCUUGUAGCAGCCCAACUUGGCAUUCUUCUGGGUUGUACAGCUGCCCUUGGCAUGGCCCUUGCUGCUGGGCUGCGUUGCAUCCACUCCCAAUAUUGUCACAAGCGGACGGAAGUGUCCUUCAGUGAACCCGACAACAAUGUCAUCACGGUGAGAGAGAACGGGGAGAUGAUGCACUUCAGGAAGAUACGGGAAAACAGCUUUGUGCUGGUCCAGGCAGAGUACAAUUGGAUCAGCCCAUCCGGCAGUGGGAAAAAAUCUGUCAUCUAAGUACCUACAAAUUAGGAGAGUUAAAACAGUGCUGUAUAGAUUAGAUAGG